AUGGAUUAUGCUGAAAUGCGAAGUACUCGUGCAACUGAGUUGGUCAAAGAUAAGUGCAUCACUGUUAUUAGAUUCCAAAAAUCAGCAAUAGAUCUUGUAGCAGAAGUUGCCAGACUUAAUGUUAUACUACUUAAGAUGUUUGAAUUUUCAACUAUUGAUUACAUGGCGCGUUACGCGAAUGCUUGCUAUGCCAUUCAGGAGGGUUCCGCGUUCGCGAAGGUGUAUAAAGAUGGGCAUCGCAUUCGCGUGUUGGAGCUUGCGUUUGCGAAGAGGAAGAAGAGGCAGUUGAGACCCCACGCAUUUGGUCUUCGCGUUUGCAAUUGUGUUACGCGUUCAUGA
Nicotiana tabacum (common tobacco) is the source of this 339-nucleotide messenger RNA. Lineage: Eukaryota; Viridiplantae; Streptophyta; Magnoliopsida; Solanales; Solanaceae. The record is from RefSeq and is a predicted model, not a curated record.